Diorhabda sublineata is the source of this 3510-nucleotide messenger RNA. Its product is annotated as cathepsin L-like proteinase. NCBI's taxonomy places the organism in Eukaryota, Metazoa, Arthropoda, Insecta, Coleoptera, Chrysomelidae. Gene Ontology annotation, molecular function: cysteine-type endopeptidase activity. The transcript is spliced from 4 exons. Gene Ontology annotation, biological process: immune response. The record is from RefSeq and is a predicted model, not a curated record. The coding region runs from base 99 to 1043 and encodes 314 amino acids. Gene Ontology annotation, cellular component: lysosome.
AUAAUGUAAUGAUUAAUCAAUCGUAUAAAGAGUAUUUCUCGAUCGUAAUCACAUUAUUAUUCUCUGGGAAGCAGACAAAUCCCAAAUAAACUUUGAAAAUGAAGUUUUUGGUUCUUUUGGUUGGUAUUAUUGUUGUCAAAGCUUCGGACUAUGAACAAUGGCAAGAUUUCAAAGUGAAAUUUUCAAAGUCGCACUCAUUAACUGAAGAUAAGCUACGUUUCGGAAUUUUUCAAAAUAACUUGCGCAAAAUCGAAGUGCAUAAUGCUCUGUAUGAAAAAGGAGAAGUUUCAUAUUUUCUCAAAGUAACUCAGUUUGCUGACUGGACUUCAGAGGAAUUCAAAUCCAUGCUGGGUGCUCAACUUAAUGGAAAGCCAGAAAUCAGUCCCAUAGGCAGAUUUAAACCCGAAGCUAACUUCACCAGACCAGAGUCUAUUGAUUGGAGACAAAAAGGAGCAGUAUUAGGAGUUAAGGCUCAAGGGGAUUGUGGUUCAUGUUGGGCUUUUAGUACUACAGGUGCUCUUGAAGGUCAACUUGCCAUUCAUCGCAAUCAAUAUAUUCCUUUGAGUGAACAAGAAUUAGUUUCUUGUGAUAAAAAUAACCAUGCAUGUGGUGGUGGUUGGAUUGAUGUUCCCUAUACGUACUUAGAACAAAAUGGUCUGAGUUCUGAAGAGCAGUAUCCAUAUACUGGCAACGAGGAUAGUUGUAUCAACAAUAUCGGUAACAAACCUCUCACCACUGUUCAAGGAUUUAUCUCGAUUAAAAAAGACGAAGAGUCAAUGGCUGAUGCCGUCGCAACUGUAGGUCCAAUUUCGAUAUAUGUCAACGCCAAUAAUGGUUGGCAGUUAUAUGGAGGUGGAGUUUUCGAUGACAAAGACUGUGCCGAUUUCUUUAACCAUGCUGUUAUCAUCACAGGCUACGAUUCUCAAUCUUGGACCAUCAAAAACUCUUGGGGAACGGAAUGGGGAGAAGAAGGCUACAUGAGACUCAUCAGAGGCAAAAAUCAAUGUGGUAUUACAAUCUUUCCCAUUUAUCCUGUAUUGUAAUUGAUGAAUAAACUAGUAUGACUUGACUUAUUAUAUUCCUGAGAAUCUUCUGAGAAGAUUACUUUUGACAAAUGUGAAAUUUAGACAAAACCAACUAUAUAUGUAAGUACACAGUAAAUACCAGAAGAAUGUGUAAUCAUCUUCUUUUUUCUCGGCACAUGAUUCACAAUCCGUGAUAGAAAUUGGUCGCAGUUUAUGUGGAUUCUGAAUAAAUAGAUUCCGGUGUGAAAUUUGAUUCAUAAUUUCAUAUUCUAUUAUGAAUUAUUAUACUGAAAUAUAACUGGCGCAGUCAAUAGUAUCGUGUAGUAGAUACUUGUCUUUGUGAAACAUUUAUUAGCGAAAAGAACUCGUGAAAACCAAAAAAAGUGCUUGCCAGGAUCGACAGCAUUUCAAGUUCUGUAUCAAAUAGCUCUAUAAACAUUUCCGAAAUGACAGCGCUUGAAGAAUCAAAUGAAACUUUUAAUAUUUCUUGCAAUUAGUUAUAUUAUCUGCUUUUUUAUCAUUUUCACUGGUUUAUUUGCAGAUAGUUUAAGUAUUGAAGAUAAUAAUUUAAACAAAAGUGAACACAAAAUGAUUUCUGCACAACUUGAUAUGUGGAAAUUUGUAUUUUACCAAAUUUUUAUAAUUACGCGUGAACGACAGGCUAUUGCUGAGACUUGUUGUCACGUCAUGUCCACCUGAAUCCAACAAAUCCAUGUUGGGCUAUCAACUUAAUGGAAAGCCAGAGAUAAGGCCCAUAGACACAUUUAAAUCCGAAGCUAACUUCACUAGACCAGAGUCAAUUGACUGGAGAGAAAAAGGAGCAGUAUUUGGAGUUAAGAAUCAAGGACAAUGCGGUUCAUGCUGGGCUUUUAGUACUGUAAGUAUUAUGUAUUCAAUCUUAUUUGAUCACAUAAUAUGUUGGUAGAUACUUACAUUUUUAAAGACCGGAUUAUACUUCUACUCACUUUUUUCAUUCAAAUACUGAUCUAGGAAAGAAUUCUUGACUCAUUUGAUGAGAAAAACAGUCCGAUAAUGUGUAGCAAAUAUCGUCGAUUGUUCGGCUUCUUUUUGUAUUCAAUGAAUUAUCUUUAAAUUUUCAGAACUACAUCUACUGAACAGAUUUAUGCAGUAACAUCAGAGGUAUACUCGCUAUUGAAUAUAAUUGGUUCCAAUCGGAGAGUAUUGGGUGUUUUGGAGAGUUAUCACAUGUCAAACCAAAACAUUUAUUGCAAACUAUAAGCUCCAAAGAGCGGAAGGAAUUGUCGUAUUUUGAUAAGUUUUAUUGGUACUGGUCGAAACUGACAAACCAGAAUUUUGUAUAACCUAAAUUACAUAUACAAUUUUUGGAACUGAAUCAUCAUCCAUUGGUGUCCCAUAUUUCUUAUCUGAGAACUUCACUGUACUCCGCUUUCACAUUAAUUUUAAGGUUUCGCCUUCUGCAGUCUACUCAUUAGCUUGUGUUUAACGAGUAGCUGGAGAAAUUCAAAAAUUCAAAAUUUAAAACGCUGCAAAUCGUAAGUUACUAAUUUCCAGACGAUGAAAACAUAAGUAUUCGAAAGCUCGGAUAUAUAUUAGGGUUAGUACAUUAGAAUGACAUUAUGAUAUACCAAAAGCAUAAAACUUGACAUUCCCACGUCAUCAUAGUCUAAAUUGUAGUUAUUUUCAGACAGGUGGUCUUGAGGGUCAACUUGCCAUUCAUCAUAAACAAUACAUUCCUUUGAGUGAGCAAGAAUUAGUGGCUUGUGAUAAAGAUAAUUAUGCUUGUGUAUGUGGUUGGAUUGACGUUUCCUAUGCGUACGUACAACAAAUUGGUCUUAGUUCAGAGGAGCAGUAUCCAUACCUUGGCCAGGGAAGUAGAUGCCUCAACAAUAUCACCAACAAACCUCUCACUUCUAUUCAAGGAAUUUACGUAGUGUGAUGUGCUUGAAUAUAAAAUGGAAAUUCAUUUGUUUUAAUAACUUGUUUCUUCCUUGUAUUUACAAUAAUCACUACAAUACUUUUUCUAGUGAAUUCUGUCGCCUGAUAUAUUCUUAUAUUUCACUUUUCCUGUCAAUUUUAACCGUAAGAGUAAAAAGAACUCUAUAUCUAUUUAUUUAUUUAUUGAUAACUUGCAGGAUUGUUUGCCAAUGUAGAAAUGUAUGCUAUUUCAAUACAAUAAUUAUUUUAUUAAGUAUCUGAUAUAUUAAAUGGAAUAUUUUGUUCCACAGCAAGUGUAGGGCCAAUUUCGAUAUAUGUCAACGCUAAUGAUGAUUGGCAGCUCUAUGGAGGUGGUGUUUUCGAUGACAUAGACUGUGACGAUCUAUUUUUUCAUGCGGUUCUAAUCACAGGCUACGAUUCUCAAUCCUGGACCAUCAAAAACUCUUGGGGAACGGGAUGGGGAGAAGAAGGAUACAUUAGACUUAUUAGGGGUAAAAGUCAAUGCGAUGUCACAGUAUUUCCCAUAUACCUUGUACUGUAAUUGAUAAAUAAAAAGCUUUGAAGUGAA